This is a messenger RNA of Chlorella variabilis, 1191 nucleotides long. RefSeq lists its product as hypothetical. Gene Ontology annotation, molecular function: 2 iron, 2 sulfur cluster binding. The record is from RefSeq and is a predicted model, not a curated record. Bases 127 to 822 code for a protein of 231 amino acids. NCBI's taxonomy places the organism in Eukaryota, Viridiplantae, Chlorophyta, Trebouxiophyceae, Chlorellales, Chlorellaceae. The transcript is spliced from 6 exons.
UGAAGCCGACCGUGAUCCCAAAAACCGUAUAGGCGAACCCCGAAACCCCGUUGAAGGAGCCCGAAAGCCUGCUGAAGUGCUCAAACCGUCCCGGGGCUCCUCCAACCCUGCGCGUACAUCGUGGCAAUGGAGACUGAGGAGGAGGCCCCGGCAGCCUGGCCCUGGGUUUAUCUGGGCCGACUCGAGGAGAGCACCUCGGGUGGCAGGCUUCACGCGCAGGUCGAGGGCCGCUACGUGACGGUGCUGAAGCACGAGGGCAAGCUGCACUGCCUGGACAGCGUGUGCUUCCACGCCGGCGGCCCUCUUGCGCUGGGAGACGUCGAGGAGCUGCCCAGCGGGGAGCCCUGCCUGCGGUGCCCCUGGCAUUAUUACUACGUCGCACUUGGAAGCGGGGAGAAGUUCUACCAGGGGACGGUGCAGGGCCCCGACGGCAAACUGCUGCCCGGGCCCUGGAAGAGCGUGGGCCAGCGGCAGCGCAUGCACAAUGUGGAGCAGCGGGACGACGGAAUCUGGGUGCAGCUCAACCUGGAGGGCAGCCUGGCCAGCGAUGAGUACGCAUACAAGCACGAGUGCGGCCUGCGGAUACAGACGGGGCACCUGCGGCUCAGUCCGCACCACCUGCAUGCUAGCAAUGGCUUGGAUGGCUCCCGUUCGCCACGCAUGGGCUCCCCACAUGCUGGCUCGCCACGGCACUCCCCUCGCAGCUCGCCGCCCGCCUCACCACGCUACUCAGGCGAGGGGGAAGACGUCUGGCCAGCGGAUCUGCCAGAGCCGCCGCGCAACCAUGUGCGGCGCAACAUGAAUACCAGCACACAGUUGUGACCAGGCCUGUGCCAUGGUGCACCCGUUUUGGGCCGUCGCUCUUUCACAUGCUACGCAGCGCUCUAUGCUGCAUCCAUGCAUAACUUGGCAAAAUGUUGGGUCUCCUCCCGCUUUGCCUAUUGUCACCAACGCUGCAAUUCUUCUUGUGUGAAUGCGGUACAUGUAUUGCAUACACGUCGCUGUGCUGAGUGUGCUAUGCUGACAUCUGUUGCCAGCCCGCCUCUAUCAAUUGUAUGCUCCACCCUCCCCCAAAGAGUGCUGAUCACCGUGGUUCCUCGUUCCAUUCGUACCUGCCACCCUAGCAUGCGCUAGAUGUGUUUUCACAGCCUCUGGUACAUUCCUUCCCAUGUUAACGCAUGACACGCGGAU